CACGCAGGGCGGAAGCUGGGGGCGGUGAAGGCUGGGCGGCGAGGCUGUCUGGCCGGUUUGGCGCCGGGCCUUGGAGGUAGGGGCCCGGUCCCGGCCCGCGAGUUCCCGGCGUCCAGUACCCGCAGUCGUAGCAUGCCCCCGAGGGCCCGGGGACCGCCAGGCGGGCCCGCGUAGAGGAGACGUGGCCGCCCCGCGCUCGGGUCCCGGGCGUCCGUCUGCUCCUCCGUGGUGGAAGCACCCCCGGCCUGAGCCGCUGGGAGAGGCCGGCCGGGCCGGCUAGGGCCUCGGGCCCGGGGAGCCGGGGAGGAUGAGCUGGCUCUUCCCCCUGACCAAGAGCGCCUCCUCCUCCGCAGCGGGGUCCCCCGGCGGCCUCACCAGCCUCCAGCAGCAGAAGCAGCGCCUGAUCGAGUCCCUGCGGAGCUCCCACUCCAGUAUAGCUGAAAUACAGAAAGAUGUGGAAUACAGGUUGCCAUUCAGCGUAAACAACCUGACAAUUAACAUUAAUAUAUUGCUUCCUCCACAAUUUCCUCAGGAAAAACCAGUGAUCAGUGUUUAUCCACCAAUACGACAUCAUUUAAUGGAUAAACAAGGAGUAUAUGUUACCUCUCCAUUAGUAAACAAUUUUACAAUGCACUCAGAUCUUGGAAAAAUUAUUCAGAGUCUAUUGGAUGAGUUUUGGAAGAAUCCUCCAGUUUUAGCUCCUACUUCAACAGCAUUUCCAUACCUAUACAGUAACCCAGGUGGGAUGCCUUCCUAUGCUUCUCAGGGCUUUCCAUUUCUUCCUCCAUUUCCCCCACAAGAAGCUAACAGGACCGUCAGUUCUUUAUCUGUUACUGACACUGUUUCUUCAUCAACAACAAGUUAUACAACAGCCAAACCUGCUGCUCCUUCAUUUGGCACCCUUUCAAGUCUGCCAUUACCUGUUCCCACAGCAGACACUUCAGUGCAGAUAAGCCAGAAUGGUUUUGGUUACAGGAUGCCAGAUGUCCCUGAUGAAUUUCCCGAACUCUCCGAACUAAGUGUGUCACAACUUACAAAUAUGAAUGAACAAGAGGAGAUAUUACUAGAACAGUUUCUUACUUUGCCUCAACUAAAACAAAUUAUUACUGACAAGGACGACUUAGUAAAAAGUAUUGAGGAGCUUGCAAAUUUUUAUUUUACAGGAAAAAAUCUGCUUUUGGAGCCCAGCUUGGAAGCCAAAAGACAAACUGUUUUAGAGAAGUAUGAAUUACUUACACAAAUGAAAUCUACUUUUGAAAAGAAGAUGCAAAGACAGCAUGAACUUAGUGAGAGCUGUAGUGCAAGUGCCCUACAGGCAAGAUUAAAAGUAGCUGCGCACGAAGCUGAGGAAGAAUCUGAUAAUGUUGCUGAAGAUUUCUUGGAGGGAAAAACUGAAAUAGAUGAUUUUCUCAGUAACUUCAUGGAAAAGAGAACAAUUUGCCACUGUAGAAGAGCCAAGGAAGAGAAACUUCAGCAGGUGAUAGCAAUGCACAGCCAGUUUCAUGCUUCAUAGAUUUUCCUGAAUACAUGAACUGCUGCAAGAGGAAUGGGACACAUAACUAAGCACAUUUAUAUUUAUGAUUUGCAGAUUGGCACUUCAUCACAGCAGCUGACUUCACAGUAUCUGUAUAGAUUGUAUACAGAACUAAGACUGAUUUUGUACACAUCAGAAUGAUAGCUCUGAUCUUGACUUUGAGAAAUUUUUCUGCGCUAUUUGCACUAAAAAUGUUUAUUUAUUAUUGAUAAAUCCUAUCAUAUUUAAGUUCCACUGCUCCUCUCUUAUUGGUUACUUAUGCAUGUCAUUUUGGCUAGUUUCAAUAUUUUAUAAAAUUACUUCAUUUAAAUUUGUAUUUUUAAUUUGAAAUGCCUUGUUUCUUUAUCAAAAAUGGUUGGUUUAGAUUUUUUCCCCUCUCAGCCUUUUAUGAAAAAUUACUAUUUUCAACAGUUAGAAAGACUUAUUUUUCUUCUUUCUUUCUGGAUAAUCAAACUUUCAAAAACAAUUUCUUUUAAAUAUUCCAGGUGUCAGUAAACAUUAAACCUGCCAAUGUGCCAUCUCAAGAAAGUAACUUUUAAUACGUAUAAUAAACCAAAAGAAUAAACCAGCUGUUUAUA
This is a messenger RNA of Myotis myotis, 2112 nucleotides long. It is a transcript of the gene VPS37A, whose product is annotated as VPS37A subunit of ESCRT-I. Gene Ontology annotation, biological process: ubiquitin-dependent protein catabolic process via the multivesicular body sorting pathway; protein targeting to membrane; protein targeting to vacuole. The record is from RefSeq and is a predicted model, not a curated record. Gene Ontology annotation, cellular component: ESCRT I complex. The transcript is spliced from 12 exons. The coding region runs from base 308 to 1513 and encodes 401 amino acids. NCBI's taxonomy places the organism in Eukaryota, Metazoa, Chordata, Mammalia, Chiroptera, Vespertilionidae.